Messenger RNA from Klebsormidium nitens, 531 nucleotides. Lineage: Eukaryota; Viridiplantae; Streptophyta; Klebsormidiophyceae; Klebsormidiales; Klebsormidiaceae. The record is from the annotation of a GenBank genome assembly.
AUGCUCUCAUGCACAUUGGCAAGGAUUGUCCUGUUUGGAGCAUCACGUGGUCUGCUUGAAAGCAAUGCAACUUUGAUCAAGGCGCAAUCGCAAUGUGAAUCAGCGCAGCGAGGCGGACUCUCAAGGUGUUGGGCCAAUUUCCAUACAAAGUCUUUGGCAGAGGCUGCAAGGAGGCCUAAGGACGUAGAGGUUUUGGAUCUGAAUGCAAGCCCUGAGCUGUUGUGCCACAACCUUCUCUGUGAGAAGGUCGGGGAUCCCUGCAUAUGCCGGAUCUCUGUUGUCUUGGAAAAGUUGACCAAACUUAGGAGUUUGAACCUGGCGAACAAUAGGUUGGUGUCCUUACCUCCAAGUAUCUGGGACCUUGAGACCUUGGAAGAACUGGAUCUAAGCGGCAAUCUUCUGGAGGGAGUGCCAGAGGACAUUCGGAAGCUCUCAAAGCUCAGGCGCCUCAAUUUGGACAGAAACCCAUUACCCGAAGGCAGCCUCCCUACCGGUCUGCCUGGCAACAAGCCUGUCUUUGAGCGCCACUGA